Scheffersomyces stipitis CBS 6054 is the source of this 816-nucleotide messenger RNA. RefSeq lists its product as uncharacterized. Lineage: Eukaryota; Fungi; Ascomycota; Pichiomycetes; Serinales; Debaryomycetaceae. The coding region runs from base 1 to 816 and encodes 271 amino acids. The transcript has a single exon. The record is from RefSeq and is a predicted model, not a curated record.
AUGAUUUCUAUUUUGGUUUCAAUUUUUCUUAGCUUUCUCGGCAUUGUCACUGCGGCAAUCAACGAUCCUGCUUACUACAAUUCAUUAUCUUCUUUUAUUAACAAGGAACACAACUUUUCAAAGGGCAACGGAACUAUUUCCGUAGAAGCUGCUUCGUUGGUUUACAAUAAGAGAAGCGAGUACGAUUCCUACUUUAAAGACUUCUCGUUUUAUCUGUUUGAUGCUUUCGACAAGUUGGUUCAAUUGCAUUCAUUGCUUAAAGAUGCAGAGUUAGCAAGUGCAACUGGUGAUAGAUUGUACUUGUAUAAUUACAUCGCAUUCAACGGACAAGACGAGCAAGUCGAACUUAGUUCUUCUUCAGCUUUCAAGCAGGAGGUAUGCAAAUUUUUGGAUAUCAAUAGCCUCAACGAUACUUCUACCUUAUCAGCAAGUUCAGGAAACGCAGAUUUGUCAUUGUUCUACCAACAGAUCCAAAUUGAAGACUGCGGUAAGUCGAAAAAUAUCGCCAGAGAUAGCACUAGUUGUGAUGGAAGUCAUGCUCCUAAUGCUGGUAAUUGUCAGGCCUUGGCCGACGACCUUGAGUAUAAUCAUGGUGGAGAUGUAUUUAGUGAUUCUCCAAGAUCGUAUUGCCUCGCAGGAUGUUGUGUAUCAUGGAGUGCACCUAUAUCUGCUACAGGAGAUUGGCUUUCUGCAAAAGCUGGUUGGUGUAUUCAACAAUGUGUUAAUGCAGGGUUGAGUUGUGAAAUUUUUGGUGUUGUUUACGCAAACAAAACACUUGACUUUUGUUUAAGUUACAGAGCGGAUGGGUGUACCUAG